CAUCUCCACAGUGAGCCAAGCCUCCGCUCACUCUGAUUCAAUAAUGUGAUCUCUGUUUCCACACCAGGACCGUCUCUCCUCCUGUUGUUCCCCUCUCCUCCCAGGGACGCCCGAUGCGCUCUUUACGCACGCAAACUUCCUUCUCUAAAUAGUUGACACAACUUUUUUUAGGGCUCCUUUUCUCCGACAAUGACCACCAUGGCAACUCCUGCCACUCCGACUCUGCUUCCCGCAGCUCCACUCGGACACCACCAGGUACCGAGCUCCGUCUCUCCGGCCACCAACUCUCCGCCACCCGCGGCCACCUCCGCUGCGUCCUCCCCUGCGCCGCCGGUGGCGCACCCGGCGCUGCUCCACCAGUUCCGGGCGGACCUCCUGCUGCCCAACGGGACCCCGCUGAAGAGCGGAGGCGCGGUGCUAUCCGCCGGGGCUAAACCAGUGUACGCCACCGCUUCGCCCGUGGAGAGCACGCCGCAGAACAACGAGUGCAAGCUUGUGGAGGUGAAAGGUGCCAAGCUGGCCUCGUUCACGGUCAAAGGCACGGAGCUCAUCUGCCUGCCGCAGGCUUUCGAUGUGUUCCUCAAGCACCUGGUCGGAGGGCUGCACACCGUCUACACCAAGCUGAAGCGGCUGGACAUUACCCCGGUGGUGUGCAACGUGGAGCAGGUCCGCGUGCUGCGGGGGCUGGGGGCCAUCCAGCCCGGGGUGAACCGCUGCAAGCUCAUCUCCAGGCAGGACUUCGAGACGCUUUUUAACGACUGCACCAACGCAAGCUCGAGGCCUGGACGACCGCCCAAGAGGCUGCAGAGUGUGACUGAGGGCGGGACGCACCACAUGCUGUCUCAUGGCGGUCUGAUGCACGCUGGGAUCAUACCUCCUGCAGAUCUUUCUGCGCUGGCCAAAAAGAUCAAACUGGAGGCGAUGGCAGGUUACCACAGCAGUCAGCAACAUGGAGGAGCAAAUGGAGAGAACGGUGACCACAACCCGGGUCUGGUUUUGGACCAGUUGCCCUUCAUGAUGAUGUCACAUCCUCUGAUUCCUGGCAGCCUGGCCCCCGCAUCUGUUUCCAUGGCAAUGGGCCAGAUGAACCGACUGAGCACGCUGGCCAGCAUGGCUAACGUGGCACAACUCCAUGCUAACCCACCUGCCAGGGCUCCCACCUCUGUCAUUAAGGAGCGAGUGCAGGACACCCCUUCCCCAUCUCCUUCACUGGAGGAAGCUCAGAUGUCAUCUAAUCAAAGCAGCAGUGUGUCAAGUUCACCACUGCAUAAUGAGCAAACCUCAGAAACAACACAUCAGCUUCAUGACGGCCUGCCGUCGGGUCACAGCAUGCUGGGGAACUCCCCUGCUUUAAUUCAGGGCACUAGAGAGCCAGACGGGACGUCAGUGGAGUACAACAAGGAGAACAAACUGUAUCGAAUCCACACUGACAGGGAUAACAGCUCCUCGGCUGCUCAAACGACCAUGGAGAGCGGUGAUAGACACGUCUACCAGAAACCUCCCUCAGGCAGAGAGAGCUGCGAAAGGGUUUCUUACCACGCAGGCCAGAAGCUCCCAGCAGGUCUCAACCACGCUCCGUUCAUCUUCCCGGAAGGUUUGUCCUCCAUAGAGACCCUGCUCACGAACAUCCAGCAGGGUUUGCUGAGGGUUGCCAUAGAGAACGCCCGGGCGCAGGAAAAGCAGGACCAGCUGGAGAGGACCGAGCUGAAAAUGGAGCUUGUUCGAGAAAGGGAGCUCAGGGAGACCUUGGAAAGACAGCUUAGCAUGGAACAGAAGAACAGAGUUCUGAUUCAGAAACGUCUAAAGAAAGAAAAACGGAGUAAGAGGAAAUUGCAGGAGGCCUUAGAAGAGGAGGUCAAGCUCCGUGAUCAGGCAGAGCACACCCUGCUGCAUACAGCCAACACACACAUAGGCCAUCAAUCACUGGCAGCGCCUGCUCAUGCAGAAUCUGUGACCCAGGACGCCGACGGGAGCAGCCAUGAUGACAGCGGGCUGGACAGCAAGGCGACACAAGAGGCCAGAGUUUACAUGCAAACCACAGGGAGGUACUGAGGGUCAGGAACCAGCAGAUGGACGGAUGUAAGGAGGAACCAUCGUGAAGAUUCCUAAUUUUUGACACAUACAGUCAAAAGGCAUGAUCAUUCCAGCAGUGUCAUCUGAGACACUAUCUCUGCUUCCCCUACAUCAUCUUUGUGGUUUAAUUUAUUGCUUCAAUUAUCAGUGGGGGAGAAUUUUAUUCUGAUGUUGUGUUAAAACUGUGUUUCUUUUUAUCAGUUUUUAAAGCGUUGCUUAAAAUGACCAUAAAUGUCUUUUUUUUCUGUCAGUGCCGUUUGUUUUCGACACCAUUGAUGAAUAUAACCUGUAACAGAGGUGUGUACAUAUAUAUAGUCACCAUUUUUAUUAUUAUUAUUGUUAUUAUUAUUAUUAAAUGAAAAACAUGGCAUGUUGUACAGUCAGUAAAUGACCUGUAUUGUGUAUGUUAUGCAGUAGUGCAGUUUGACAAUACAAACAAUACAGAUCCUUUUUAUUAAACUGUGUCAUUGCUUGAUUUUA
Cyprinodon tularosa is the source of this 2553-nucleotide messenger RNA. It is a transcript of the gene dachc, whose product is annotated as dachshund c. The record is from RefSeq and is a predicted model, not a curated record. The transcript has 11 exons. Bases 190 to 2052 code for a protein of 620 amino acids. NCBI's taxonomy places the organism in Eukaryota, Metazoa, Chordata, Actinopteri, Cyprinodontiformes, Cyprinodontidae.